AUGGACCCGCUAUCAAUUACAACCGCCUGCCUCGGUGCCAUUGGCACGAUCUCCAAGGUUUCGCUCGAGAUCCCCUUGUUUAUCUCCAGCGUGCGUGAGGCGCGAAAGGACAUGGAAGCGGUCCUGCGAGAAUUGACUUCAUUGACGCUGUGUCUCGGCGCCCUUCGAGACGAUGCGCAAAAAGUGACUUUCCCAACCACUUUGCUCGCUGUUGUUCAAAGUUGUGAUCAAAUUGCCGCCCAGAUCAUGAGUCUUCUGGACAAGCUGAAACUGAAAAAGAGGGGUAAGAUUUGUUGGACGUUGGUGGAGCGGGAAGAGGUCAAUAAGCUACGAUCUUCUCUGGAGAGCCAUAAGUCGUGCAUUGACGUGGCCUUGGAUUUGGCAUCUAUCCAACUUCUUGCUGCAGUGAGGGAGGACACAAACGAAAUCAAGGAUACGACCAUAGCCAUAAAGGCCGACACAGAAGACAUUAAGCAGGACACCCAGCAGAUUAACAGCUUAGUCCAGGAGAUUGCAUUCCUUCGACUCCAGGUAUCACAACUGAAGCGGGAUAGUGGUACUGCGGGCAUCACACUCCAAAGGUUCCUGGACGAAACAAGCUCUUAUGCGGAGUCAGCUGUGGACGCAACAGAUCUCGGAGAACUCGAUCCCGACGAGAUGAGAAGUCUAUCUGCGAUUAGCGAAGAGGACAGCGACGUUGAGCAAACAGAGGAGUCGCGCAGACCCAUACAGUUGUCUCUAGAGGCUCCUGAAAUCGAUAUUAAAUACUGUCUAGACUUCAAACCUAGACUGUACGAUCAACUUUCAGAGCCAGAUGAAAUAGCAUGGACAGACCUGCAGCCGAACCUACCUUGGGUGAAAAAUGCCAGCACGGCGGCCUAA
Exophiala aquamarina CBS 119918 is the source of this 882-nucleotide messenger RNA. RefSeq lists its product as uncharacterized. The transcript has 2 exons. Bases 1 to 882 code for a protein of 293 amino acids. NCBI's taxonomy places the organism in Eukaryota, Fungi, Ascomycota, Eurotiomycetes, Chaetothyriales, Herpotrichiellaceae. The record is from RefSeq and is a predicted model, not a curated record.